Linum trigynum is the source of this 4872-nucleotide messenger RNA. The record is from the annotation of a GenBank genome assembly. NCBI's taxonomy places the organism in Eukaryota, Viridiplantae, Streptophyta, Magnoliopsida, Malpighiales, Linaceae.
AUGGCUUUCGUGCCGUUGGACUGGUAUUGCCGGCCGGUGCCGGGUGGGCUGUGGGGAAAGGUGGUGCGGAACGCCUUUGGUGCAUACACGCCAUGCGCGACAGAUACUGUGGUGAUGGUGUUUUCUAACUUGGUUCUGAUGGGACUCUGCAUCUACCGAAUUUGGCUCAGCAUGAAAGAUUCCAAGGCUCAGCGCUACUGCUUGAAGUCACGGUGGUACAACUAUCUCCUGGGUUUACUAGCUGCUUAUGUUGCUGCUGAGCCUUUGUUCAGGCUUGUCAUGGGAAUUUCGGUCCUGGAUAUUGAUGGACAGCCAGGUCUUGCUCCGUUUGAGGUUGUUUCCUUGAUUGUUGAGGCGCUUGCUUGGUGCUCUGUGCUGGUCAUGAUUGGUUUGGAGACCAAGGUUUACAUCCGGGAAUUCAGAUGGGUUGUCAGGUUUGGGGUCAUUUAUACCUUGGUUGCGGAUGCUGUGAUGCUCAAUCUUGUUCUUGCUGUGAAGGAUUAUUCUGCAAGCUCUAUACUCUAUUUGUACAUCAGCGAAGUUGUUGUCCAGGUUCUCUUUGGAAUACUUCUGCUCGUGUAUUUCCCGGAUACUGUUCCUUACCCUGGUUACACUCCUCUGCGAACUAAUACUUUGGAUGAUACUGAAUACGAAGAACUUCCUGAAGGGGAGUACAUAUGUCCGGAGCGUCACGUCAACAUUUUUUCGAGCAUUAUAUUUGCAUGGAUGAGUCCUCUCAUGCAGCUUGGUUAUAAAAGACCUAUCACUGAGAAGGAUGUCUGGAAAUUGGAUACGUGGGAUCAAACUGAAACAUUGAAUGAUAGGUUUCAGGAAUGCUGGGCUGAGGAAACACGGAAGUCGAAGCCCUGGCUUUUAAGGGCAUUAAACAGUAGCCUUGGGGGAAGGUUCUGGUGGGGAGGCUUUUGGAAGAUUGGAAAUGAUGCUUCCCAGUUCGUCGGGCCUCUUUUACUGAACCAACUUCUACAGUCUAUGCAAGCAGGCGAACCAGCUUGGAUAGGUUAUAUCUAUGCUUUCUCAAUCUUUAUAGGCGUGGUAUUGGGUGUCUUAAGCGAAGCUCAGUACUUUCAGAAUGUGAUGCGUGUUGGGUUCCGGCUAAGAGCAACACUGAUUGCCGCUGUAUUUCGGAAAUCACUCAGGCUUACACAUGAAAGUCGGCGAAGGUUUGCAUCUGGUAAAAUAACGAACUUGAUGACAACUGAUUCUGAAUCACUGCAGCAAAUAUGCCAAUCACUUCAUACUCUAUGGUCAGCCCCUUUUCGUAUUGUCAUUGCAAUGGUGCUUCUAUAUCAGCAGCUUGGUGUUGCAUCACUUAUAGGUGCACUAAUGCUUGCUCUUUUGAUUCCUGUACAGACAGUUGUUAUAAGCAGAAUGCAGAAGUGGUCAAAGGAAGGUCUGCAGCGUACAGACAAGCGAAUUGGCCUAAUGAAUGAACUUUUGGCUGCAAUGGAUACUGUGAAAUGUUAUGCUUGGGAGGAUAGUUUCCAGGCCAAGGUUCAAAGUGUUCGAGAUGAUGAAUUAUCGUGGUUUCGUAAAGCAUCACUAUUAGGAGCGCUGAAUGGUUUCAUAAUCAACAGCAUCCCAGUUUUGGUGACUGUGGUUUCAUUUGGUGUCUUCACUUUGCUUGGUGGAAAUCUGACACCUGCUAGAGCAUUCACUUCACUUUCCCUGUUCGCCGUGCUUCGUUUUCCCCUCUUCAUGCUUCCUAAUAUAAUUACUCAGGUAGUGAAUGCAAAUGUAUCUUUGAAGCGCUUAGAGGAACUAUUGUUGGCUGAAGAUAGAAUACUUCUGCCAAACCCACCUCUUGAUCCUGGACUGCCUGCCAUCUCAAUUAAAAAUGGGAACUUUGCCUGGGAUUCCAAGGCAGAGAGCCCCACAUUAUCAAACAUCAACUUGGAUAUACCAGUCGGUAGCCUCGUUGCAAUUGUUGGAGGUACCGGGGAAGGGAAAACCUCACUUAUAUCAGCAAUGCUUGGCGAGCUUCCUGCCAUUUCUGACUCAAGUGUUGUUUUAAGAGGAACCGUGGCUUAUGUUUCUCAAAUUUCCUGGAUCUUUAAUGCAACUGUGCGCGAUAAUAUAUUGUUCGGAUCUCCCUUUGAUUCUACCAGAUAUGGCAAAGCAAUAGAUGUAACUGCCUUGCAGCAUGACCUUGAAUUGCUUCCGGGUGGCGAUCUCACAGAGAUUGGUGAAAGAGGAGUGAACAUUAGCGGUGGGCAAAAGCAGAGAGUUUCCAUGGCUCGGGCUGUGUAUGCUGAUUCAGAUGUCUACAUUUUUGAUGAUCCGUUAAGUGCCCUUGAUGCUCAUGUAGCUCGACAGGUCUUUGAUAAAUGUAUCCGAGGAGAAUUGAGCAAGAAAACGAGAGUUCUUGUCACGAACCAGCUACAUUUUCUUUCGCAAGUGGACAAAAUCAUCUUAGUCCAUGAGGGCACUGUCCAAGAGGAGGGGACCUUUGAAGAACUGUCUAAUAAUGGUAGUCUGUUCCAGAAGCUUAUGGAAAAUGCAGGGAAAAUGGAAGAAUAUGAGGAGGAAAAGGAAGAUGAUGAACCCGAAGAUAAGAACCUAUCUUCAAAACCUGUUGGUAACGGGCAUAUUGAGGUAAAGAGUGAAAAUGGAGUGAAGAAGCCCAAAGAAGGCAAAUCUAUUCUUAUCAAGCAAGAAGAGCGUGAAACAGGUGUUGUCAGUUGGAAAGUUGUGUCAAGAUACAAGAAUGCAUUAGGUGGUACUUGGGUGGUAGUUGUACUCCUCUCGUGCUAUGUCUUGUCAGAGACUCUACGUGUUUCAAGCAGUACUUGGUUGAGUAAUUGGACAGAUCAGGGGGCUUCGUCAAGGCAUAGCUCUGGUUUUUAUAACCUCAUAUAUGCACUUCUCUCGUUUGGUCAGGUUAUGACAACUUUAUUAAAUUCAUAUUGGCUGAUUCUGAGUAGUUUGUAUGCUGCGAAAAGGCUACAUGAUGCGAUGCUUCAUUCGAUAUUAAGAGCUCCGAUGGUCUUCUUCCACACAAACCCACUUGGGCGAAUAAUUAAUCGAUUCGCAAAGGAUAUGGGCGACAUUGAUCGAACUGUUGCCCCAUUUGUGAACAUGUUUCUGGGGCAGGUAGCACAACUCUUCUCCACUUUUGUGCUCAUAGGAAUUGUGAGCACCAUGUCCUUGUGGGCCAUUUUGCCACUUCUGGUAUUGUUUUAUUGGGCAUAUCUAUACUAUCAGAGCACUGCUCGUGAAGUAAAGCGGUUGGAUUCUAUAACAAGAUCCCCUGUCUAUGCACAAUUUGGUGAAGCUCUGAACGGGUUGCCAACUAUUCGCGCUUACAAAGCUUAUGACCGCAUGGCUGACAUCAAUGGCAGAUCUAUGGACAACAAUGUAAGAUAUACCCUUGUCAACAUGGGUGCAAACCGCUGGCUUGCAAUCCGUCUGGAGACAUUAGGCGGUAUUAUGAUUUGGUUUACAGCUACCUUUGCUGUAAUGCAAAAUGGAAGGGCAGAAAACCAGCAGGAAUUCGCGUCCACAAUGGGUCUGCUUUUGAGUUAUGCAUUGAACAUUACAAGUUUAUUGACUGCUGUACUAAGGCUUGCAAGUUUGGCUGAGAACAGCUUAAACUCUGUGGAGAGGGUAGGCACUUACGUAGAGUUGCCAUCUGAAGCUCCUGCUGUUAUUGAGAACAACCGACCCCCUCCUGGAUGGCCGUCAUCAGGAUCAAUCAAGUUUGAAGAUGUGAUCCUACGUUAUAGGCCUGAGCUUCCACCUGUCCUACAUGGGUUAUCCUUUAGCAUUUCUCCUAGUGAUAAAGUUGGGAUAGUUGGAAGGACUGGUGCUGGCAAAUCCAGCAUGCUGAAUGCUUUAUUUCGGAUCGUGGAGUUGGAAAGAGGAAGAAUUUCGAUUGAUGGUUGUGACAUAGCAAAAUUUGGAUUGAUGGAUCUACGCAAAGUACUCGGAAUUAUACCGCAAUCUCCUGUUCUGUUUUCAGGUUCUGUGAGGUUUAAUCUUGAUCCAUUCAAUGAACACAAUGAUGCUGAUCUUUGGGAGGCUCUAGAGAGGGCACAUUUGAAGGAUGCUAUUCGAAGGAACUCUUUGGGUCUGGAUGCUGAGGUUUCUGAGGCUGGGGAGAACUUCAGCGUUGGACAGAGACAGCUAUUAAGUCUUGCUCGAGCUUUACUGCGUAGGUCCAAGAUACUUGUCCUAGAUGAAGCUACUGCAGCAGUUGAUGUGAGGACAGAUGCCCUCAUUCAGAAAACUAUCAGGGAAGAAUUUAGAACCUGUACUAUGCUAAUCAUUGCUCACCGGCUUAAUACCAUCAUCGACUGUGACCGCAUUCUUCUGCUCGACUCUGGCAGGGUUCUUGAGUAUGAUUCCCCAGAAUCGCUGUUGUCCCGUGAGGGCAGUGCUUUCUCCAAGAUGGUGCAGAGCACGGGAGCUGCCAAUGCGCAGUACUUGCGGAGCUUAGUACUAGGAGGGGAAGGUGGAGAGGGAAGGCCCAGCAGAGUGGACAAACAAAUAGAUGGACAGAGGAAAUGGCUAGCCUCUUCUAGGUGGGCAGCUGCUGCAAACUAUGCCCUUGCUGUGAGCCUCACUUCAUCACACAACGACCUUCAGCGCUUGGAGAUCGAGGACGAGAACUCUAUUCUGAAGAAGACAAAGGAUGCAGUGGUGACCUUGCAAGGAGUUUUGGAAGGCAAACAUGACAAAGAAAUUGAAGAGUCUUUGGAACAGCACCAGAUUCCCAGAGAGGGAUGGUGGUCUUCGCUGUACAAAAUGGUGGAAGGCCUUUCAAUGAUGGGCAGACUGAGUAGGAACAGGUUAAACCAAUCCGGCGAUGGGUUUGAAGAGAAGACAAUUGAUUGGGACCAUGUUGGGAUGUAG